AGUCUUUAAUAGAUAUUUAUGAAUUUAUUAUCAUUUAAAGCCAAGGAUAAUGACAAAUUUUUUUUUAAUAAGGACGGACGAGAAAAGCCCAUAGUCUAAAGUUACUAAGUGCAUUUUAUCGACAGGAUUACGCAGUUGCGUUUGGUUGGUUUUGUAGCGAAAUGACUCAAAUUAUUACAAACAAUUAAGUAAAUAGUAUGCGGAUUGCAAGUGAGAAAAAUAUAAGAAAGAUCAAAACGCCGAUUAGAUUUGGGUUGUGAAUUGGAUUUAGAAAUUACCUAAAUUGUUCUUAUAUUGAAGACCACAAUCUGACAAGAGCUAAAACAUCGUAUUACAAUAAAAAUGAAAGUGCACUUUCGUGAACAAUAUGGAACGAAAGGAGAGGAGAUCCUCUAUAUAACUCCUGCAGAUCAAAGUAGCAUUGUUCGUGUGCCAUUGCGAAGCGAUAAAUUGGUAAUACAGGAGAAAUUCUUUCUCUUUCGUUUGCUGCAGAAAAUCUUUCUUCCGAAAGGUUAUCCAGAUAGUGUUAGUGAUGAUUAUGCCGCUUACCAAAUUUGGGAUACCAUACAAGCCUUUUGUAGUACAAUCUGUGGCACGCUGUGCACACAUGCUAUACUAAAGGGUAUAGGCGUAGGUAAUGACAAUAUAACUGCGUAUUCAGCUACAGUAACUUGGAUUCUAAAAGAAGGAAGUGGUCACUUGGGUCGUAUUUUAUUCUCCUGGUGGAAAGGCUCUCAUCUGGACAUAGAUUCGAAGAAAUGGCGAUUGAGAGCUGACUUUUUGAAUGAUUUGGCAAUGGGUAUAGAAAUAUAUGUGCUUCCGAAAUAUCCUUUUUUCAGUACACAACUAUUAUGUGCCACGACCGUAAUUAAAUCAAUUGUAGGAGUUGCCGGUGGUGCAACACGAGCUGCACUAACGCAGCAUCACGCGAUUCGUGGUAACUUGGCUGAUGUGGCAUCAAAGGACAGCUCACAAGAAACUUUCGUUAAUUUAAUUGCUUCAUUUAUUGGUCUUUACAUGCUUACACUCAUCAAAAGCCAAAGCAUCUUAUACAGCGUGUUUGUGUUCAUCACCAUCAUGCAUCUGUAUGCCAAUUUAAAAGCAGUUAAGGCAGUGUGCUUACGCACGUUUAAUGAGUCACGCUACUUAAUUACCUUAGAAGAGUAUUUUCGGUCAGGGCGGUUGUUACCACCUCAGCAGGUAAACAAAAUGGAGCGUGUUACUAUUGGCCAAACAGUAUCUGUCUCACUUAAUAUAUGGAUCGGCUUGUCAAUUAAGGCUCUUAUCUCUGAGCAUAGAACGGCCCAUGCAAUCGAAAACAUUGUUUCAUCCUUCGAUCCGCAUGAGCAUUUUAUUAUAGCCGAAAUUAAUAAAAACAUUGGAGUUUACUUACACUUUGAUACUCGACCGCAAGAUGUUUUGAAGGCAUAUUUCUUUGCUGUUUCCUACUUGCAAGAUCGUAAUCAAAUUAAGGACAAAUAUUGGGAAAUUCAAUCCAAAUGGCAAGAGUUCGUAACUUUGGCACAAAAAGAGGGUUGGCUCACCAGUCAACAUUUACUCAUGGUUGACGAGUACAGAUUGGACUGGAAAGCAUAAAGCGGAUGCUUUAAAUAAUAAGAUAAGCACUGGAAAAAUCAAUAACAUUAU
This is a messenger RNA of Ceratitis capitata (Mediterranean fruit fly), 1647 nucleotides long. RefSeq names its product RUS1 family protein C16orf58 homolog. Bases 343 to 1596 code for a protein of 417 amino acids. The record is from RefSeq and is a predicted model, not a curated record. The transcript is spliced from 7 exons. Lineage: Eukaryota; Metazoa; Arthropoda; Insecta; Diptera; Tephritidae.